Messenger RNA from Camellia sinensis, 1182 nucleotides. Its product is annotated as protein EIN6 ENHANCER. Gene Ontology annotation, cellular component: Ino80 complex. The record is from RefSeq and is a predicted model, not a curated record. Lineage: Eukaryota; Viridiplantae; Streptophyta; Magnoliopsida; Ericales; Theaceae. Gene Ontology annotation, biological process: chromatin remodeling.
CUUUUUUUUCCCAACAGAGAAAAACGCUUAUCUUCUACGAAUAAAGCGGUCCAAACAAGCCGGUGCAAAUUGAGGAAGCUUCUCAAUUACAAUUAGGGCAAAAUCAGUUCGAUCAACCCCAAAUCGAGAAGUUCUCUCUCUCCUUCAACGGUGACAGUUCCGGCGACCGACGGCCUGCGAGUAGCUUAAUUCAGAAUGGAUGAGAAGAGUGAGAACAAUGGUGUGAAAAAGAAGACAAUGUCACCGUGUGAUGUACAGGCUCUGAAGAAAUGCUUGGAGGAAAACAAAGGGGACUAUGUUAAGUGCCAAUCGCAUAUUGAAGCUUUCAAAUCCUCUUGUUCUCUGAAGAAGCCACCCAAUUUGCCUUCCCAAUCCUCCCUGCUCAAGACUGUUUGUGUUGCAGAUGGAGCAAGAAGUCAUUGAAGCAGAUAUAGUGUUGCCCACUCACCUUAGUUUCAAAAAGGUUCAGAUGUAUGAGAAGUACCCGAAGGGACAAGCGAGGGGAAGGCACUGGAAACAUCUCAAGCAGAUCAUCCAAGCCGAAAAUUACGAGAACUAUCCCUCUGAUGAACCCAAUUAUGUUAAUAUAGAAUCGCCACCUUCUAUGCAUCCAUGCAAAAGAAUUUGUGAUAUAACAGGAUAUGAGGCACCUUACUAUGAUCCAAGGACCAACCUCCGCUAUGCAAAUGUUGAUGUGUUCAAGCUCAUAAGAUCACUUCCUAAUGAGUAUGUUCAGAGGUAUCUGACUCUGAGAAAUGCGGCAGUCGUUCUGAAGUAACCUCCAAUAGUUAAUGCAGCCAUGGGCACUGUAUUUUCCUGUAAAUCAAAUAUUAUGAAAAUGUGAAGUAGGUUUUAUGUGGAGUUUGUUUUUGUUUCUUCAUGAGCCGCUUGCUGUAAUGCGUGUUAAUUAGAGAAAUUUUAGAGCAUUAUAGACAGCUGUGGUGCCUGAUGAGCAAUUGUGGUGGUUAGUGAGAUGAUAUGCUGUCGGAUUUGUUAGUUUGCUUUCAGGUCAAAUGGUCUCAUUGUAAAAGGCUGUUUUGUCAGCAAGUCAUGCUUGAUUUGUGAAUCGAUUGAUAUAAUACUGUGUCUCUAUAAGACUCAUUUGUCGAGCUUGCACCAACUAUUUGACUGAUAAUGAGUCUGUUUAGUGUCAUAUUCAUCAAUUUAAGCGGGUUUGCUCAA